Syngnathus typhle (broad-nosed pipefish) is the source of this 4252-nucleotide messenger RNA. Its product is annotated as rho GTPase-activating protein 7. Gene Ontology annotation, molecular function: lipid binding; protein binding; GTPase activator activity. Bases 1125 to 4019 code for a protein of 964 amino acids. NCBI's taxonomy places the organism in Eukaryota, Metazoa, Chordata, Actinopteri, Syngnathiformes, Syngnathidae. The transcript is spliced from 19 exons. Gene Ontology annotation, biological process: regulation of Rho protein signal transduction; signal transduction; actin cytoskeleton organization. The record is from RefSeq and is a predicted model, not a curated record.
GGCCACAAGGGGCACUGUAGAGUCGUGUUGUCUGUUCGGUUCAGUUUUCACAAUAUGUUGGAGUCUGAUUUUUAAACAUUUAUUUCAUUCAUUUUAAUUCAACAGUCUUGUAAUCGAGUAUUUGUCAUUGUUUCAGUGUUGGUUAGCAGUAGCCGAUUGUUUUUUUCCCCCCAACCAUUCUGAAUUUGCAAGCCUUAAGAAAGUGAAAGUGUUGCUCUUGAAACGAGUAUGACGCCUAUGAUCAUUUCACGUGACAUCCAUCGAGAUUGCGCUCGCGUGAAUUCUCCACACUCAACGCAAAUACGCCCGCCAUCGGCACGCUCAGAAUGAACUUGAUUUCUCCGACUUUUUUUUUUUUCCUUCUUCUUCUUCUUCUUCUUCUUCUUCUUCUUCUUCUUCUUCUUCUUCUUCUUCUUCUUCUUCUUCUUCUUCUUCUUCUUCUAAGUGCCAGGGAUGCAACUAAUUGACGUCUUGUGUGAAGGGUAAACAAAUGCACUGGAGGAAGUCUCCCGGCCGUCAGUCUGCCUUCACCGGAAGAGGUAUGGAAGCAAGAUGGGGAAUGAAGCUGGCAACCGAAUGCAAAGGACGUGAGUGCAGCAUAAUGAUGCUGUGCACUGCAAAUUCCAAAAUCAAUUCAGCCGCUUGCCUUCAUAUGCUAAUUGUUGGGGAGAUUGAAGCAGCCCUGGCAAAAGUACUCAUGCUCAGUCCUUAAGUAGAGGGACACUUGGAGUCUGGGUGGAAAGCCGAAAAGAAAAGAAAGCAGCUUCACGACUAAAAAGUACUUGGAAGAAGUAGAGACUCAGAAAGAUCCAAGCCAAGGAGGCCUGCGAUUGGCUGCGAGCGGCCGGCUUCCCUCAAUACGCGCAAUUGUUCAAAGGUAAAUAACCUGCCUUGGUUUUGAUCUGGAGGCUACUUCCAAUGAUGGCUCCAAGCAAAUUAGACCCUGAAAUGCGAACAAUUGUGUUGAGUUGAAAAAGUGCAAUUGGAGUCCCAAAGUAAGCUUGAUAUCAGACUGCAGGUUUCCCAUCGACGUGGAGCUCGCCAAGAGGGAUCACCGCUUCCUGGAUAAAGACGCUCUGGAUUCCCUCUGCAGGCGUCUGUUCACGUUGAACAAAUGUGCCGAGAUGAGGCUGGACCUGCCAAAGGACAAAGAUCAAAGCCACGAAGACUUUAUCGAGGACCAUCUUUGCGCCAUCAGCCCCAGGUGGACCCACGACAGGCGGAUGCGACAAUGGCGCCGCCUGGACUCCUCGACAGAACCGCUCCGCUUGACUGACACCUCCAGUUCCCCUCAGGACGACGUCAGCUCCGUUCACAGUUCCGGCAGCACCGAGAGCGAAGGGCGAAACGGGAAAAGCCCGAGAGAAGGCGCCGCCGACAGAAGCGCCGACGACCCGGCCGCCAGCCGCAGCUCCUCGCGCUGCUCCUCCUCAAACAAGACUCCGUCCUCCAUCAGCGGACCCCCGUCACCUGGAAGCGGCGGAGGAUCGUCCACCGUCAGUCUGGAAGCAUGCGUGAUGGAUAAACCGCCCCGCAAAAAGGGGACCAGCCUUCUGAGGAAGAUGGACAAACUGAGGUUGAGAGGAACAACCGGCCUCCUCUCUCCACCGAGGAACCAUCUGACCGGGAUGGUCCCAGGGUCUGUGGGAGGAAGCCGUGCGUCAUCUUUGCCCUCGUCGCCGCACGCCACAAGCAGCGGCGGCAGCAGCAACAGCCACUCUGAGAGCAGCAGCGCCGUUAGCACGCCCAGCCCUGUCGCGCGGGUCCGCAGUAACUGCAAACGCGGCGAAAUGGGCGAGGGUGUGACCCGCGACGACAACGACCAUACAAGUACCCCGGACUACAACGGCCAGAUCAACAACAACAUCAGCCACAACAGCCUGCUCUUCCACAUCCCCCACGGGCACAAACCGGGCACCUUUCCAACCUCCCUCGCCCACAAGCACGCCCUCCUGGAUCAAUCCUCUGUCAACUGGAGGACGGGCAGCUUCCACGGUUACCGGCAACGACGCGGUUGCCGCCGGGGCGCCGCGUGGCUCGACGCCUCGCCCGACCACAGGCUGAGCAUCUACGACAACGUGCCGGACGAGCGGCGGCUGUCUGAAAGCCAAAGCGGGGGGAACAACGUUAGCGACGUGGAGAGGAUGAUGGGAGACGAGGUAUCUCGACUGUUGGGAGGCGAGGACGUUUUCUCGGCUUUGGACACGGUUUUGGAAAGGAUCAACGACCUGCAGCAACUGGUCUCCACCUGGACCGAAAGUCUGUCCGAAGACGACCGUCGGCGACAUUCCGCCUCUUCUUCCACUUCCUCCUGCUGCGACGACUCGCCCGCCGACGGCUCCUCCUCCGCCGCCGCCUCCCCCUGCCCUUCUUCGUCCCCGACCCCGGAGGUUCAGCGAUCGGAAGAAGACGACGACGAGGGGGAGAGCUGCGAAGACGAUUCCGAGACUAGAUCGCCUCGAGUCAAGAGCGGUCGGCAGCUGCGCCGGUCCAGUGAGCAGAGCCUUCCCUCUUUGCCAGCCGGUCCGGGCGUGGAAAAGCAGUCCGUCUCCCAGUUGGCCCUCCUUCAGAAGCUGGCCCUGCUCAAACUCACCGCCCUGAUGGACAAGCACUCGCCGUCCAGCAAGCAAGGUUGGAGCUGGAGCGUUCCCAAGGCGACGGUGAGGAAGGCCAAGGCGCCGGCCGCCAAGGCCAGGCCGGUUUUCGGUGUCCCCCUGCUGGUCAACGUGCAGCGAACAGGAGCACCCCUCCCUCCCGGCAUCCUCAAGGCGCUUGUUUACCUCAGGACGCAAUGUCUGGACCAGGUGGGUCUUUUUCGGAAGUCGGGCUCAAAGUCUCGGACGCAGCGCUUGCGCGAGACGCUGGAGUCGGACCUUGACGGCGUCUCCUACGACGGCCAGUCGGCGUUCGACGUGGCCGACCUGGUCAAGCAGUACUUCCGGGACCUGCCCGAGCCCGUCUUCACCUUCAAGCUCUGCGAGACCUUCCUGCACAUUUACCAAUAUUUCCCCAAAGAUCAACAGCUGCCGGCGGCCCAGGCGGCCAUCUUGCUGCUGCCCGACGAGAACCGCGAGGCGCUGCGGACGUUGCUCUUCUUCCUCCGCGACGUGGUGGCCUGCGUGGACGACAACCGCAUGACGCCCACCAAUGUGGCCGUCUGCCUCGCGCCGUCGCUUUUCCACCUCAACGCCCUCAAGAGGGACGCCGGCGCCAAAAGAUCCAGUCACAGGAAGUACAGUCUGGGUCGUCCGGACCAACGCGACUUAAGCGAGAACCUGGCCGCCACGCAGGGCCUGGCCAACAUGAUCGGCGAAGCGGAGAGACUUUUCCAGAUUCCGGAGUUUUGGCCGAGCUCCUCCGCCGCCACCGACCAGCCGAUUGGGGAGGAGGAGCUGGAGCAGAACCUGAGGAAGCUCCAGCAGAAUACGCCGUUCCUCAUCAAGGAAGCCAGGGACAAAAGUCGAAGCUGGGAGAGUUGUCCCGCUCCCGAAAACGUGGAGCUGGCCGUCAAGAAGACGUGGCGGGGCUGCCCGCUGUGGACGUGGCGCGUCUCGGUGGAGGUAGACGCCGGCCGGGAGGUUUUGCUCCGCCGGCUCCUCGAGCGACCGUGGGACGACGACGCGCGGCGGGGCUCCGUCAUCCAGGCGCUGGGCGAGCGCGCCCACGUCUACCGAUACCUCCGGCUGGGCCCCGACGCCGGCCUGGCCUCCUGCCUGCCGCGGGAGCACCUGCUGCUCAGGACGUGGCAGCCGGAGGCGACUCGCGACCCGCUCUACGUGUCGUCCGUGUCCACGCAGCACCCGCACGUGCCACCGGAGGGCGUCCGAGUGCACACGCACGCUUGCCUUUACCUGCUGGAAGCCUCCGCCGGCAAGAGCCGCCUCACGCACCUGUGCCGCACCGAUACCAGAGGGCGCUCUCCGGCGUGGCACCGCCAAGUGAGCGGACAUCGCAUGGUCGCCUCUCUGCUGGCCAUCAAAGCGUCCGUGGAAGGCAGGCGCAACGAGACCACCGUUUGAGGACGCCCGCUGGGAAGGAUUGUUCAUUUGAUGUGGAGUUUUUUGAAUGCUUCAAAAAGGUAACACUUCUCACACCCUGCCAAACAGCAAGCUUUGAAAAAAAUGAAGAAUGGAACGCUCCGCAUUAUUUCAUGUACUACACUAGUAAGAUAUAUUUAUAAGCUUUGGAGUGAGGAAGUGCAAGUGAUCAGCGCCAAGCGUCUGAUUAAAAGGUUUUUAUUUCUGGGAGAAAA